UAGGCCCGUGUCGGUGUCACAACCAGCUGGAAUGAGGCGUGCACUCACUCGUCGAAAGAAGGGCCACAUUUCCUUGAUUGUGAAAGUUAUGCUGUAGCAAGCUCCACCUCUAUGGGAAGCAAUUAUAAACUAUGGGUAAUUUGAUUGGUCCUAGCGCUAGUCACUCUUCGCUGCUUACACAUAAUACCGGUGGAUACGGAGGACGGCUCAACUAAGAAAAAUGAUAAGGUCAUUCGAAUUACUGUAGCGAGCGAGUUUAUUGCUACAAUGAAACUGAAAAACUUGUACUGGCGAUAGGAAUGAACGGAUGAUUUAUAUAGAGGCAAAGUCGAACCAAGGAGGCAGGCAAAUUUGAUAUAAAUACGCCGGAGGGGGGGGCAAUGCGCUGUUAUCGGAGACCCCUGUGUCUGUCAAUGUGCAAGUAGACGCCAGAGCGGUGGAAGGUUUUGCUAAAGCAAUCAAGGUGGAAUUGUACAAAACAAGUUCCACGUCCGGUGUAAUACGCACAUUGCUGUGUUUGUGGGGGACGUGAAACAAGGAUGAUGCGCCUGGCUUGCUGCACCGUCCUCCUCUUCCUGCUCCGUCUCUUGGUGGGCCUGCCCUGGUUCCAGGUUCUCCCCUCCAUCCUCAUCUUCUACCUGGGCUCUGGAGGCUGGAAGUUCCUACUCAUUUUCGCCAAAACCAUCAGCAGAGAUUUGCAUGCGGCAGGCGUCCUCCUCAAGGUGAAGUCAAACGUCAAUCGUCACCUGAAGGAACGAAACACCCUCCCUAAGAUCUUCGCCGAGACGGUGCGUCGCCAUGGGGACAAGACUGCGCUCAUUUUCGAGGGCACGGGCGAGAAGUGGUCCUUCCGGCAGCUGGACGAGUACUCCAACCGCGUAGCCAACCUGCUGCUCCAGAGGGGCUUCGUGGAAGGGGAUGUGGUGGCUCUCUUCAUGGAGAACCGGUCCCAGUACGUGGGCCUCUGGCUGGGCAUGGCCAAGAUAGGAGUGGAGGCUGCUCUGAUCAACUUUAACCUGCGGCUGGAGGCCCUGGUGCACUGCGUCACCAUCUCAAACGCUAAGGCCGUGGUGUUCGGCAGCGAGCUGACCGAGGCGGUGUGUGAGGUCCACAGUUCCAUGGGGAAGACAGUACAGAUGCUGUGUUCAGGGGACUGGGACCCCAAACGUGUCCCUGCAGGGACAGAGUGCCUGGAGCCUCUACUGGAUGCCGCCCCGACCCACCUGCCCAUCCGCCCAGAUCGCUGCUUCACUGAUCGUCUGUUCUAUAUCUACACAUCUGGGACCACCGGGAUGCCCAAAGCUGCCAUCGUGGUGCACAGCAGGUACUACCGCAUGGCAGCCUUGGUAUACUACGGCUUCGGUAUGACGUCUGAUGAUGUGUUGUACGAUUGCCUUCCCCUCUACCACUCCGCAGGAAACAUUGUCGGCGUGGGGCAGUGCCUGAUCCACGGCAUGACGGUGGUCAUCAAGAAGAAGUUCUCUGCCUCACGGUUCUGGGAUGACUGUGCCAAGUACAACUGCACGAUUGUCCAGUACAUCGGGGAGAUCUGCCGGUAUCUGUUGAACCAGCCGGUAAAGGACAUAGAGGGUAAACACAAGGUCCGUAUGGCGCUCGGUAACGGCCUGCGCCAGUCCAUCUGGGAGGAGUUCACCUCUCGCUUCAACGUGCCACAGAUAGCAGAGUUCUACGGAGCCACAGAGUGCAACUGUAGCCUGGGAAACUUCGACAACAUGACAGGAGCAUGUGGCUUCAACAGCCAGAUCCUCCCCUUCAUCUACCCCAUCAGACUGGUGAAGGUAGAUGAGGAGACCAUGGAGCUAAUCAGAGGCCCCAAUGGCGUCUGCAUCCCCUGUGGGCCUGGUGAGCCCGGCCAGUUGGUAGGCAGGAUCAAUCAGAAAGACCCCCUGAGAAGGUUUGACGGCUACGUGAACGAAGGAGCCAACAGCAAGAAGACUGCUAACAGUGUCUUCAGGAAGGGAGACACUGCCUAUCUCUCAGGCGAUGUCCUAGUCAUGGACCAGUAUGGUUACAUGUACUUUAAGGAUCGUACAGGGGACACGUUCCGUUGGAAGGGAGAGAACGUGUCGACCACAGAGGUGGAGGGAACCCUGAGCCGUCUGCUGGACAUGAAGGACGUGGUAGUCUACGGAGUGGAGGUGCCAGGCGCUGAGGGGAAGGCUGGGAUGGCCGCCGUAGCAGAUCCAGAGAGAUCUACAGACCUGGAGAAGUUUGGGAAGGAUCUGGAGAAAGCUCUGCCAGCCUACGCACGACCUGUCUUCGUACGCUUCCUCAAAGAGGUCAACAAGACAGGCACCUAUAAGUUCCAGAAGACAGACAUGCGACGGGACGGUUUUGACCCCAGCAUGGUAUCAGACAAACUGUACUUCCUGGACCCCACCAGGGGGCGCUAUGUGGAGCUGCAUCAGGAGCUCUACAGCAGCAUCAUCUCAGGGAAGCAGAAACUGUAACUGUGAGAUCUGAUCACUCUUGCCCCCCCCCCCCAAAAAAAUAUCACCCCAUCCACCCCCACACACACACACCCUAUUCCUGAAGUCACUCUCCCUCCCCCAGAAAAACUCUUAACUCUUACAACCCACCUCUCUGCUCUCUCCAAGCCCACACCCCUCGUUACCUCAGUGAGGGGCAUCUGGCUCAUCCAGGUCACAUGACAAGCCAAUCUGACACCAUAUCCCACGAUAGACCUAGAGUGACCUUUGACCUCUAAAGGCACCUCCCCCCGGAGCUUGACCUUGACCUGACCUGUAGCUAUAGGAACGCUCGCUGGAAGGACAUAGCUCGCUGGCUGAGAGGGGCGUGUGGCAUGUCCAGAAUGCAAAAACAUAGUAACUUACUCCAAAUGUAAGAGUCCUAGCUAGAGGAACUUGACACAAUGAAAGAACUUCAAUUGAAUGAAGGAAACAGUCCUGUCGGUUUGUCCGUCUCAUGUUGAGGUCACUCCCUCAUAGGCCCAACCUGCACACUGCCCAAUCAGUGACCAGUGGCUUCUGUUGUGACACAAAAUGGCAGAUUUGGUUUUAGUGGUGUUGACUCUGCCCAUCCAUGUUAGACAUACAGCUAACCUGAAACUGAUGGAUUUAAGUGCAAUAGGGCUCCAGCAGUGGCAGUGCAAUGUACAGCUGUGAAGAAGCUCUCUAAUAUAUUUAAAUGUCUGCAUUAUACCAAAUAUAUUUAAUUUGUAGAAUAGUCUUUACACAUUUUAAAACAAAAGGAUGAUUGUAUGUUCAAGUUCCUGAUAAUAUGCCAAUUCAAAUUCUAAUCCAUGUUUUUCUAUAUCCACAAUUGUGCUCGGCUUUCUCCUGACCCCACCCACUAGGGGUGCUCCUCCUAGUCUUCAACUAUAGAAUCUACAGACCAACUCCCAGCUGCUGGAGCACCAAUGACUCUUACAGUUUCAAACCUGCUUCUGAAUGUUCUGAUUCUGGGUAGAAGAUUCAGAUUCUGAAUGUUCUGAUUCUGGGUAAAUUUGUUUAUUUUUUGUCUGUGUCAACAUUGUGCAGGUUGGGCCCAAUGGAUUGGCUUCGUCUUGUAUGGCAUAGUAGACAUUUGAAAGCUUGCCGAAGAGCGCGCUGAAGGGAAAAGCACUAACCUCCUCUGUCUCUGUUGAGGAUAAUACUGUGGUGCUACAGACAGAAGGAGACUCUGACUCUGGUGCAGCAAGCCGAACGAUCUAAACCAGGCCUCUCCAACCUUGUUCCUGGAGAGUUACCGUCUUGUAGGUUUUCACUCCAACCAUAAUCUAGCGCACCUGAUUCUAAUAAUUGAUAACCUGAAUCAGGUCAGUUAAAACUGGGGUUGGAACGAAAACCUACAGGAGGGUAGCUCUCCAGGAACAGGGUUGGAGAGACCUGAUCUAAAGAUGGUCCUUGCUCGAAGGGGGCAGAGGAGAGGAAGAGAGAGAAAAUAUGCUUAUUUUCGUUAUUGUUGUUUGUUCUACUUUCUUGUUUCAUCUUGUCAGCAGCAUGAAUGAUCAACACAGAGUACUUUGCCUUUACUGUGAGUUUACCAUCUCAGAUUCACAGACCCUGUCCCCAUCACCCCCUACCCUAACCCUUCACCCCCUACUAUCCCAUAGCACCCUAUGCUAACCCAUCACCCCCUACCCUAACCCUUCACCCCCUACUAUCCCAUAGCACCCUAUGCUAACCCAUCACCCCCUACCCUAACCCUUCACCCCCUACUAUCCCAUAGCACCCUGCUCUAACCCAUCACCCCCUACCCUAACCCUUCACCCCCUACUAUCCCAUAGCACCCUAUGCUAACCCAUCACCCCCUACCCUAACCCUUCACCCCCUACUAUCCCAUAGCACCCUAUGCUAACCCAUCACCCCCUACCCUAACCCUUCACCCCCUACUAUCCCAUAGCACCCUAUGCUAACCCAUCACCCCCUACCCUAACCAUUCACCCCCUACUAUCCCAUAGCACCCUGCUCUAACCCAUCACCCCCUACCCUAACCCUUCACUCCCUACUGUCCCAUAGCACCCUACGCUAACACAUCACCCCCUACCCUAACCCUUCACUCCCUACUGUCCCAUAACACCCUACUCCCUCACUCUCCUAUCGCUCCAUUGUCUGUCCUCUGUCCCUAUCAUCAGGUAUUAACCCACAUUUCCCCAUUCACUUUUAUUCAGCACCCCAAUUCUGUUGUACCCUAACCCAUGAUCACUCCUGUUAGGCAUGUCUCCCAACCUCUCACCCAACCUCUCAUCCAGUCUCCCAACCUCUCACCCAACCUCUCACCCAGUCUCCCAACCUCUCACCCAUCCUCUCAUCCAGUCUCUCACCCAGUCCCUCAACUUCUCACCCAACCUCUCAUCCAGUCUCUCACCCAGUCCUUCAACCUCUCACCCAACCUCUCAUCCAGUCUUUCACCCAGUCUCCCAACCUCUCACCCAACCUCUCAUCCAGUCUCCCAACCUCUCAUCCAGUCUCCCAACCUCUCACCCAGUCUCCCAACCUCUCACCCAACCUCUCACCCAGUCUCCCAACCUCUCACCCAGUCUCCCAACCUCUCACCCAACCUCUCACCCAGUCUUUCACCCAGUCUCCCAACCUCUCACCCAACCUCUCAUCCAGUCUCCCAACCUCUCACCCAACCUCUCACCCAGUCUCCCAACCUCUCAUCCAGUCUCCCAACCUCUCAUCCAGUCUCCCAACCUCUCACCCAGUCUCCCAACCUCUCACCCAACCUCUCACCCAGUCUCCCAACCUCUCACCCAACCUCUCACCCAGUCUCCCAACCUCUCACCCAACCUCUCAUCCAGUCUCCCAACCUCUCACCCAACCUCUCAUCCAGUCUCUCACCCAGUCCCUCAACUUCUCACCCAACCUCUCUUCCAGUCUCUCACCCAGUCCUUCAACCUCUCACCCAACCUCUCAUCCAGUCUCUCACCCAGUCCCUCAACCUCUCACCCAGUCUCCCAACCUCUCAUCCAGUCUCUCACCCAGUCCCUCAACCUCUCACCCAGUCUCCCAACCUCUCAUCCAGUCUCUCACCCUUCCCAGGCACCUCUGUUUGAUCCUUGCUUCUCUUGUUAUGGCUAGACAUUCCUCUCGGUCUGUCAUGCUGUUAUUCCCUCAGCUCCGAGGACAUGGCGUGUGACUCCUCCCAAGCUCUCGUACCGUCGGCAGUACUCUACGUGAUGUGUCACCAUGUCCUCUCAAAACAAACAAAUUAUGAGCCGGUUUCGUCAGCCAAAUUAUCCUGUCUGUGUGAAAUCGAUGGUGGAGACCGAGGCACAAUGAUUCUCCUCGUCUUCUGUCUGGUGUGUCUCUUGUCGUGUUACACGUGCACACCUCGCUGAUGAGGAAGAGGAAGUGACGACAUAGUUCUCCAUCUCCACCCAUCAGUAUCAGUGUAUUUAUUACUAGUGAUGAUCGUUUCAUUUGUCAAAUGUUUGAGGAAGAAUUUUUUUUAAUUAAGCGGGGGGAAAAUGUUGUAAAGAAGAGUAUAUACAUUUUGGGGUUAUAUGAGAAUGCUGCUUUGACACUUGUGAUCCUGGGGUGUCAAAUGGUAGUAUGACCACAAGGUGGCACCUGUCUGGGCAGCCCCAGAGGAGUCCAAAUGGGCAUUAGGCAAUAUUCUGAAGUGGCUUCCUUUCCUUGUCUCCUUUCCUCCAUCUGCACUGAUCCAAGGAGUGGAGAGGUGAAAAAUUGCCAUAUUGUUUACACCUUGUGUUGAAGCAGAGGAGACAGGGAGAGGAAUCUGUUUUAGACUAUUGAGAUUCACCUCGUCUGCCCCAGAUGUUUCCAUUCCCACUUUUUUGUAAUUUUAAAUUAUUAUUUUAUAAAGUAUUAUUCAUUCUUUAUUUGAUUGUGCAUUGACUGUGUCGUGGCUAUGCAUUGCAUUUGUUAGUUAUUUUAUGUGUGUGAAAUCAAAGCUUUGAUGUCUCAGGAUUCUGGAAGUGAGUGAAGGGUUUCCGUGAGUUUAUACGUCUACCUGUUUGACUGUAACCAGAACCCAAACCUAUGACGGCACCAGCCCACUAUCUUAUCACACUGAAUAGAGACAGACUGUUGUCUGUCACAGGCUCUCUGAGGUUAUGUGUCUUUGGGCCGGUUUCCCGGACACAGAUUAAGCCUAGUCCUGGAAUGAAACAUGUCUCCAUUGAACAUGCUUUUUAAGGAAACCAAGCCCCUAUGUCUGUCAAACCAAUGGGAGCUAGUGUGAGAGAGUGACAGGGUGUUGGUCACAUCUUUAACCAGAGGGAGGCUGUGUUUCCCAGAAAAGCCUCAUUGCUGCUGCCUACUGCUACCCAUAGAGAUAGAUAAAGGACUCAUCCUUGUAUCUGUGCCAUGUAUAAUGCCUGUGGCAGCAUGGAGUGGUCUCCAUUAGGAAGUAGUCCAUUGUCUUAUUCACGAUUGGCCGAUCCCUCCUGGUGACCCGGUUGGACAUGACUCCAACAGGGUCACCAGGAUGGAUCAGUCAAUGAAGUUGGAAGUCCCACCCAGUUGACUACGUUCAAAUGGUGGAAGCCCUCAAUGGCGCUGCCCAUGCUAACACGGCCUUUUGGCUACUAGAGGCCUCUAUCAUUCUCUAGUACAGUGGUCACCAACCUUUUCUGAGUCAAGAUCACUUUCUGAUUCAAAAUGCAAGCUGAGAUUUACUGCUCAUAUGUAUUUUUUAAAUGUAAGCCUAUGCAACGUUAACCAAUUCAAAACUGUUCUGUAGCAAUGAGGUUUGUGCAGUAGGUUAUGGGCCGAAGACAUUAUCACUGUAUAUUGGCUACGCUUGACUUGCCCUGCCAAUGUUGUUCUUCUCAGACCAUUUUGAAAUUAUAUAUUUUUUAAAUGUGGUACAUGAUCACACUGGUAAUUGUUGUAUUCAUUGUGAGGCACAGCUGAGUGAGCAUAAUCAUUUUUUAUUUUUUUUACUGGACUCAUGGCCUGCAUCUGAUGGUCAGUCUGAGGUGAGAGGGACACAGUCCAGCUGAAACUCAAGUAACGCUGCAUUAUUUCUGUCUCAUGCACCAAUUCCUGUUGUUACUCCUAUGACCAGAGAAAGUGAAAUAUUCCUUGAUAUUAAAAAAGACAAGCUGCUAAUAAUAACAACGCAAGCUUAUUGAAACACUUUGCUACUCCUUCAUUACAGCUGCAGUGCUGGUUGUAGCAUUAGUGGAAGUAGGGAGUAUGUGUAUUUUAACAAAGUGCAUCUCUCUGGUCAUGGUUUUGAAAUCUCACAGAUGGCUCAGAUCACUGUGCAGUCAUGGUGAUCUCAGCUAUCUGAUUGGCCAGUGGUAGGCAUAUAGGUGCACUUGACUUGCUCUCUGGGCCGGCCGGGUAGGCAGAGUUUUAUCUUCAGACACAUGAAAUGGUUAAAAACACUUGGCCUUCCCGGCGCUAGGGCUGCUGAAUCAAGUGCACCUCCCGCCAACAGCACUAAAUAAAACUAAACAAUAGGAACGCAAGGCUUUAUCGUUGGGUUUUUAACAGAAAUGUUUGGUGAUCGACUAGGAAUGCCUUGGAGAUCGAAUUGUCGGAUCACGAUCGACCGGUUGGUGACCACUGCUCUAGUGCUGCCAUACCAGUGAACCCUCAUUCCAUAAGAGUAACCAUUAUGUCCCUAACUAAGUGUAUUAAAGAAUGUCUGAUGUAUUUAUCAAAUCAAUGCAUUGCUCUUCUAUAGUACUGGGAUUAUGGCUAAUGAAUAAAACAGAUUGAUGAAUGGAAAGAGUAUGUUUAUCCACUGUGUUGUAUUGAAGUGAAGAGUCUCAAAGGGCCAGUAAGUAAUGGUCUAUACCAUGAUUUUUUAUCAUCAUUCACAUCAGUUAUAUGGUAUGCUUGAGCCAAUCGUGAGGCCUGAUGCUAUGAGAAACAGGAAGUAGGAUAUAGCACUAGAAGCCUGCAUUGAAUAUAAUAUUUUUUGUUGUUGUUUUUUGUCCUUGUUCUCAAUGCACUCUAGCCCUUGAUCUGUCAAGAAACCUGCAUCAGCCACAUUAACCUAUCAUGGGGUAGUGCGCAUUGUGUGGGGACCAAAACAUCUUUCUCCUAACUGAUGAUUGAUUGGGCCAUAAUUCUGUAUCUCUGGUCAGAAAGAAUCACUCCAGUUCAGUAAUAAUAAUAACCUGUUCUUCUCACUAACCUGGCCACAUGAUGCACAUUUAAUUUGUCUUGUUUUUCUGUUCUGUUGUGGUACUCAGGGACAAUGAGCAAUGGCAGAGAAGGGAAGGUGUGUGUUACUUUGUUGGACAGGCUGCCAUGCUUAGUAUGUCAUACAGAGUGUGUGUGGAGGAGGUGUGUGAGGUGUAUGUUGUCUGCAACACACUGAUGUAUCUAAAAGACUAGCUGGCUGUAAAUCAUGCAUUUAAAAAAAAACAUUGCCAACGGCAAAUCCAUAUUAAUAAAAAGUAUUUAAAUUG
Salvelinus fontinalis (brook trout) is the source of this 8881-nucleotide messenger RNA. RefSeq names its product long-chain fatty acid transport protein 4-like. The record is from RefSeq and is a predicted model, not a curated record. Gene Ontology annotation, biological process: response to nutrient; very long-chain fatty acid catabolic process; medium-chain fatty acid transport. Gene Ontology annotation, molecular function: long-chain fatty acid transmembrane transporter activity; long-chain fatty acid-CoA ligase activity. The transcript is spliced from 13 exons. Lineage: Eukaryota; Metazoa; Chordata; Actinopteri; Salmoniformes; Salmonidae. Gene Ontology annotation, cellular component: endoplasmic reticulum membrane; plasma membrane; microvillus. Bases 540 to 2471 code for a protein of 643 amino acids.